UGCCCGAGUUUUAUGGGUCCAGCCCAAUUGCUUUAGCCAGUUGCUGACUUCUUCUUCCCACUUUAUUGUUUAGUGGACUAGUGGUUCUAUCGCAUCUCUGUCAGAAAAUCCGUCGCGCUUCUCAAUCAGCUUUCUCGCCGAUCCACCGCGACCUCCGAUUCCCUUCGCAACCCUACAGCCAAGUAAGUCGAUCGAUUUCUGUUCGCGGCGUUCCCGAUUGCUCAAUCGAACGUUUCUUUUGAUCUAGUUCUUCUUUAGACUUAGGGUUAAGGUCGAUGAUGUUUUCUGGUUGCGGUUUCCGGGAAAGGAGGAUUAGGGUCUGUGAUUCAACUAUUCGAUUUGUUGAUUGAAUCGCAGUUGUAUAUUGGGUUGUUCGCCAUCUUGAUUAGGUUUUUUGUUCGAACGUAAUUUAUCCCAAGUUUUAGGUGUGGCUGAAUUACUAAAAUUGAAAAGGGGAAUGGUUGCUUUGGGUGCAAGAGUCUUUUUCCUUGGGUGCCGAGAGAGGCCCGCAUCAAUUGUAUCUCGUGUUGAUUUCCCAAAUCUGACCCUUUUGGAGCCUUUCCAAUCCGUUUUUCGGCCAUACUGGUGCUUGAAAUGGAUGAUGAUUGAUUCCACAUCCCUUGAUGGGAAUUGGGAAGAGAUUUGUUGUAGAUGAUGCCAUUGAGCAAUAUUCGUUUCUCGACGAUCAGGGAUUAUGUUUCGAUUCUAAGUGCGGUGUAGAUGUCGGAAAAUUUACCGAUAUUAGUGAUGCCAGUCUGCUUGUGUGAGUUAUGAGCUGCACAGUUGUUUCGGUUUCCUCUUUGGCCACUGCCAUAAUAUUGGUUUUUAUAGUUAGCUAACUAUUAGAUUGUGGCCUUGUUGUUGCUGUCGUCCCUGUUUACUGUAUCAUGGAAGCUUGAACCACGAUCUGCACUGCUGAUCUACUUAGGUCGAGUUCAGCGUUUUGUUGGCUAUGUGUGUAUCAUAGAAUGCGAUGUAAUAACUUGCAAGCGUGUGUUGAGUUUGCUUACAUUGUAAACUUGAAUUGCAGAAUGGUUGAGGCAGAAACACCUUUCAGACCAAGGGAGAAGCUUCUUGAGAAGCAGAGGUAUUUCCAGAACAUCCACAAGCAUACUUACUUGAAAGGACCUUUCGACAAGGUCACCUCUGUUGCUAUCCCCAUCGCUCUGGCCGCCAGCUCCCUGUUUCUUAUCGGACGCGGAAUCUACAACAUGUCUCAUGGGAUCGGAAAGAAAGAAUGAAGAUGCAGUGUGUGUUUUUUCUCAGUUCUUGAGGACAUUUAUUUUACUUUCGGCAUGUCAAUGCAUGACUGCUGGCUUUUGAGUUUCUUGUUUAGUGCUGCGCCGCUUAAUAAUUGCAGAUUUGCAGUCAUGUAGCUAUUACCACCAUUCCAGAAGUUUAAUGUUCUUCCCUCUUGAUGGGCACUGUUUUCCCUAAUUCUUCCCUCUUGCUGCCAUCAUUUUCUUUUGGGAUCAUAUAAUUGUUGCUGUUGUUUUGCUUGCCAGAUAGUUCUUUCGUCUUUUGGGAUCAUUUCAUUCCCUUCAAAGUAAAAAAUCAAAUAGCAAAUGCAAGUAAAAAAUCAAAAUAUAUAAAAACAAAUAAUGGUGCAAGUGCUCGUUCAAAACAAAUGAAAAAAAAAAAUUCAAGUAUAAUAAUAACAAAGUAGAACAAUGUGGUGUCUACAAAGCACGCUAAUAAACUAAAGCAAAGCACGAUACCACUAAACACCCAUAGACAUAUUACAAGUAACAAAUUGAGCUUGAUAUAGUUGUCAGAUAGUAAGAGAAUGAGCUUUGAAUGAUUAUGCGAUCACCUUGGAAGUUGAGGGUUUGGUAUUAGUGAGUGAGCUAAGAACCUAGUUUCGGAGUAUAACAAUCAUGUAAUCCCAAAUAACAAAUAACACCUGAAUUCAAUCACAAUCCCAUAAAUACGUGUAUUCAAUAGUAUCAAAUAUCAACAAAUUCGAUACGGUAUUUGGUAUAUCCCAAAUACUGAUAUCAAAUUUUUAGCCUUAAUGAUAUUCUAGUUUGUACCAUGUGAUCGUGAGUAUGUCUUUUUUUUGUUCCAAAAAUAUUAUAGUGGAUACUAUUAUGUAGAACACGAUAACAUAUUAAAUUUGGAAUUAAAAU
This is a messenger RNA of Linum trigynum, 2129 nucleotides long. Lineage: Eukaryota; Viridiplantae; Streptophyta; Magnoliopsida; Malpighiales; Linaceae. The record is from the annotation of a GenBank genome assembly.